This is a messenger RNA of Naegleria gruberi, 450 nucleotides long. RefSeq lists its product as uncharacterized. NCBI's taxonomy places the organism in Eukaryota, Heterolobosea, Eutetramitea, Acrasida, Naegleriidae. The transcript has a single exon. The coding region runs from base 1 to 450 and encodes 149 amino acids. The record is from RefSeq and is a predicted model, not a curated record.
AUGGCAAAAACAAUCUUUCCUCUCCUCGAUUUACACGAGGACUUCAAGUUCCUAUCUGUCAAACAAAUACCAACACUUCUCCUACUAAACAAAUCCACUCACGGUCAAUUGGUACAAUCAGAAAGAUUUUGGAAAGGAGCUGCCUUUAACUAUGCAAGAGCAUUCUCUCUCGAAUUACCAGUAGAAGAUUUAUCAACCGCAGAUUUGCCUCAAUCUUUAAGAGGACUAAUUGAGGAAAAACAAUCAAAAAUCCACAUACUCCAACAAGAAAUUCAUGCCGCCGAAAGUAAGGCAAGUACCUACAGGGCACAAGCAGCUAAGAUUAAAGGACAAACACCAAGUGCAAUGAAUCUUUUUAUAACAAAAACUUAUGAAUCUGAGACGAAGGAAUUGGAGAUGCAUUUGAAGGAAUUGAAGAAAAAUGUUCAAGAUUUGACAUUGGAAGAGUGA